Messenger RNA from Aspergillus tanneri, 327 nucleotides. RefSeq lists its product as uncharacterized. Gene Ontology annotation, molecular function: O-methyltransferase activity. NCBI's taxonomy places the organism in Eukaryota, Fungi, Ascomycota, Eurotiomycetes, Eurotiales, Aspergillaceae. Bases 1 to 327 code for a protein of 108 amino acids. The transcript has a single exon. The record is from RefSeq and is a predicted model, not a curated record.
AUGAUGACUACGUGGAUUUGCAUGAUGGGCGCGAAAGCGCCCUUCUGGCCCUACCGUCAUUUCACCCGAAACGAGCUGCGAGGCUCUCCCUUGGCCAUCCUCCGCGUGAUGGACGAGUUCGCAGCACAGAACGACUUUCUCAUCAACACCGAUAGCAACAAAGCUGACAAAGUCCGCGAGAUAAUGGAAAAGGAGAAACCAAAUGUUCUGGUCGAGCUAGGUGGAUACGUCGGUGAUUCUGCCAUCUCCUUUGGUGAGGCUAUGGCCAUGCUGCUAGAGACAAGCAGCACCAUCUUAGACUCUGGAGCUUGGAAUUCAACCCGCUAA